Messenger RNA from Cryptomeria japonica (Japanese cedar), 2565 nucleotides. RefSeq names its product amino acid transporter AVT1A. The record is from RefSeq and is a predicted model, not a curated record. The transcript is spliced from 12 exons. Bases 803 to 2266 code for a protein of 487 amino acids. Gene Ontology annotation, cellular component: plasma membrane. NCBI's taxonomy places the organism in Eukaryota, Viridiplantae, Streptophyta, Pinopsida, Cupressales, Cupressaceae.
CUCACAUCCAGUGCAGGGUACACUAUUGCGCUUAGAAUAUCUUUCUGCCAGGAAGCCUCUUUGAGAGUAUGGUGCAGUCUCAAACCAGAAUUCAUUAUUUUGUGACUGACGCUCCUUAGACUCUAUCCUUUCCUCGCCUGCACCAUUAAGCCGCUCCCCAUCUAUAGUUUCUUCUGCCCUAUGCUGUCCUCUGUCAACAAUCCUCCCAUUGUUGGGAUCAUCACUUCCAUCUCCAUGCUUCUAUUAGUCUUGAUCUACUCAUAGGUUUUCUUGCUGUCGUUCACAGCUAUUUCUUUCUUGUCAGCAAUUGUUCCUUCCUCAUAUUUGAGUUCGACCUUGACAGUCCUUUUGUCCAUUUUUUCAUACUCUGUUCAACUUCAAACACUGCUGGGGUUGUUGGUCUCUUUGUUGUCUGUCUUUAAUAGCCUUGUCCUUUUCUUUCCUUCCUCUAUUCUUGUUAUCUGCCUAUAGCUAAUGCAUUAUGUAUAUCUCUUGACAACGGGGAUAAGGCAAUUGUUAGAAGAUUUAAAAUAUUAAUUACAAAGCAUUAUCGGUUAUAAAUUAUAAUAGAGAAAUAGUAGGGUCACUACAGGGUCUAGACAGUGGGGACAGGGUGAUUUUCAUUCCAGAGAAGUACCAUAGAUUAAAAUUUUAAACACAACCUCAGCCAUGAAAGCAUGCCAUGAAUGAAGUCCGGUUCAAUCUUGUGAUGAAUUUUUUUUUUCAAAUUUGUGCUUCAGGAACAAUUUUGUCUAGUAUGACUUGUUAGCCAGAUUGACUGUCUCUCAAAUCCAGGGAGUCUAUGGAUACAUACAGUAUUGCUGCAUCCCCAUCGUUUGUUUUUCUUCAGACAAGCCUUGAACUAACAAGUUCCCUAAAGAAUAUUUUUAGGCCAGAGGAUGGGGUUUUCCAGGAUUCCAAAAUACCAUUACUUCCAAGUAAAUCAGAAAAGGAUGGUCUCAAAGAGCAGAGGACAUAUUUACCGGUAGUUGCAGAAGCUGAAAAGAGAGAUGAAAUUACUAGAACAGAAGUUGACAAAGAGAUUGGAAAAAAACAUAAUUCUACAGAAUGCAUUACGCCGGGUUGCAGCUUCGUACAAGCAGUAUUUAAUGGUGUGAAUGUGCUGGCUGGUGUGGGUAUUCUUUCUACGCCAUAUACUAUUGAAGAAGCAGGCUGGAUAAGCUUAGUGUUAUUGGUGCUGUUUGCUUUAAUUUGCUGCUACACAGGCUUUCUCUUGCGUCACUCUUUUGAGAGAAAACAGGGCAUCUUUACAUAUCCAGAUGUUGGAGAAGUUGCAUUUGGGAGAUUUGGUCGACUUUUUAUUUCAAUCAUUCUGUAUUGUGAACUCUAUGCAUACUGUGUAGAGUUCGUCAUAUUGGAAGGAGACAAUUUGACAAGGCUUUUCCCAGAUUUUCAUCUUGAUGUUGCUGGGGUUCAAUUGAGUUCUAACCAUUCCUUUGGUAUUUUAACUGCACUGAUAGUACUUCCAACUGUUUGGCUCAAGGAUUUGCGUAUUCUUUCUUACCUCUCAGCUGGAGGAGUCCUUGCCACCAUAUUGGUUAUUGUCUCAGUUUUCUGGGUGGGAGCUGUAGAUGGAGUAGGUUUUCAUUAUGGAGGCCAAUUUGCAAACUGGGCCCAGCUUCCUUUUGCUAUUGGUGUGUAUGGGUUCUGUUACUCUGGCCAUUCUGUGUUUCCCAACAUCUAUACAUCAAUGGCAGACCGCAGUCAAUUUGGCAUGGUAUUGGUAGUGAGCUUUGUGUUGUGCGUUAUACUCUAUGGAGGUAUGGCAAUUAUGGGCUUCCUCAUGUUUGGUCAGGGUACACUUUCCCAAGUGACCUUGAACUUGCCAAGACGAUCAGUUGCUUCAAAAGUUGCAAUCUGGACAACAGUUAUCAAUCCUUUUACCAAAUAUGCUUUAUUAAUAAAUCCUAUUGCAAGAAGCUUGGAGGAGUUACUUCCACAAAAAAAUUCCAAAAGUGAGAGGUGGGCAUCCAUUUUUAUACGGACAAUCCUGGUUGUCUCAACUGUCUGUGUUGCUCUUCUUGUUCCAUAUUUUGGCCUAAUGAUGGCACUGAUUGGUUCAGUCCUUAGUAUGCUGGUGGCUGUUAUCCUUCCGUGCCUUUGUUUCUUACAAAUUAUGGGGAGGAGCGCCUCUAAAAUUCAGGUGGCGUUAUGUAUCAUUAUCGUUGCGAUUGGCAUUGUCAGUGUAAUUGUUGGCACAUAUUCCUCAGUAGCUAAUAUGUCAGAAAAUUAUUCUUCACAUUGAAGGUACAAAUGGGAAAUGACUACAACUUAUGCUGCAACUUGUUUUGCAACAAGAUAGAUCAUCUAAGCAGAUUCAACGUGGAAAGUGACAUUGUUAGGCUUGAGCUCGCAUGCAUGAGGAUAUUGCCUUUUAAAUUUGUGACUUUAAUGAUUAUUAUCAACAUAUAUUUUCAAUCUCUUCUAAAAGGCAAUAUUGUAAUCUUAAACAAGUAUAUUACCAGCAAAUUAUUAUGGCAUGCUUCAUAUAAUCAAGGUCAUGUUCUGUGGAAUAACUACCAGAUCUCAAUAAUUUAUUUUUCU